GUCAGGUGGAACUUUUUCACGUUUACGUUCGUGUCAUCGUUCUAAUUUGAUUAUCAAAUAUGGACUUCAGGUUUGUAGCAGAGCUGGUUUGUAGAAGACGUAGGACAGAGGUUUUAAAAUAGACGCAUGCUGGCAGUAAAGAUCUGAAGAGCUGUGAACAAAUCACUGUGUUCCAUCAGACAGUUACUCAUCUGUCAUGAGGCCGAUUUUCACUCUUCUGUGUUUCGCAGGUGCUGUGCUGCUGACUGUAUCCACGCUGCCGACGUUCCGCCAUAAAUAUCACCUGAUAAUGACCCGUAAGACCUGGUUUCAGGCACAGAACUACUGCAGGGUGAUGUACACUGACCUGGCAACCAUCCAAAGUACUGAUGAUUGGAAUAUCCUGACAGAACUAGUGGAGAGCAUGAACCUGAAGGAUCCUGCCUGGAUCGGAUUAUACAACGAUUUCAAUAGCUGGCGCUGGUCUUUAGACGACCUUCCACUGAAGAAUAUUACUCUGAGGAAAUGGUCCUCUGGGGAACCCAAUAACGCCAAUGGGGAUCAAUCAUGUGUUUAUAUUAAUUAUCUGGGAAAGUGGUUUGAUGAAUCCUGCAUAGAUAUUAAACCGGUUAUAUGUUUUAACGCGAAUAACAGUGGUCCCGACCGGUUCGUCAGUGUCUCCAGUCCUCAGAUGAGCUGGACCGAAGCUCAGACUUACUGCAGAACAUUUCACACUGAUUUGGCCAGUGCACUCAACCAAACCGACAACAACCUGUUACAGCAGAUGGCAAAUGACCAGGGAGCCUCCUGGAUCGGACUGUUUAGGGACACUUGGAAGUGGUCGGAUGGGAUCGAGCCUACUAAUCUCCUGUGGUAUCCAACACAACCUAAUAAUUAUUAUGGAAAGGACAACUGUGGAGAUCUUUAUGGGGGAGGGUUUACUGAUCGAGAUUGUGCAGAACCUGCUUACUCCAUCUGUCACACUCUUAUCCCGAUGAAGGAACGACAGGUGAUGAGGCUGCAGGUGAAGUCCGAUGGCCGUGUGUUUGAUCCUGAUGUGCAGUCGUCUAUUUUAGAGCAGAUCAAGAAGAAACUGGAGGAAAACGGCGUGAUGGACAUCACAGUGAUGUGGAGGGUUCAGCCAGACGGAAACAUCUUUAAGAAGAAGAACAAAGACCUGUAAUGUGUAAACUAUCUCAUGUUAGAAUUUUAUUUAUCUAUUUAUCUCCUCAAAUCCUCCAAAUCUGAAAUACUGAAAGU
Tachysurus fulvidraco (yellow catfish) is the source of this 1239-nucleotide messenger RNA. RefSeq names its product putative C-type lectin domain family 20 member A. The record is from RefSeq and is a predicted model, not a curated record. The coding region runs from base 197 to 1162 and encodes 321 amino acids. NCBI's taxonomy places the organism in Eukaryota, Metazoa, Chordata, Actinopteri, Siluriformes, Bagridae. The transcript is spliced from 6 exons.